CUCGGCAUGGCAAGUCUCAGAGCAUGUCGAGCUGCAUUCAAACAGCGAGGCACUAAGUGUAGCAGUAUGUGCCCCCGCUACAGCGAUUCUGAUGUGAAGAUAUUGAAUUCCACAUCUGCGUUAGAGCAGGAACGAGUCGAUGGAUUGUCAAUGAGCGUUGAUUUUCCGCAGUGAUCGUGUCAGGUGUCUCCGUGUGCUCAAGCAUUGUGCUGGGCGAGGUAGACUAUUAAAGGGGAGCAAAGAUGAGAUACUGAUCGUUGCACAGUUACAAUUGCGGGACCCCACAAGCACAGGGCUGCGUACCGAGCAGUGCCAGCACAGUGCCUGGUAGUGGGCAGCGGAGGUCGGGAUUCGUCAAUGCAGUGCCAGUGGUAGUCAAGGACAUUCGAAAUCUGAAGCACAGUGAGCGAGCGCCGACUCCAGCCAUGAAGUUCUCGCACUGCGUCACCAAAUCUGUGCUACCGUUGCUUGUGUUGAUGGUCGCGUCCACUCUACUCAGCACAGGUACUGCCUACCCAGACGAAGACGGGAUGCCUCUGCGAGGCCGCUUUUCCUCGACGCCGUUUGGCCAACACAUAGGCCGCAAACUUCUCAAUAUCAACUUCUGCGUUGAUGUGAUCAGACCGAGGGGAAGUUUCCCAGACUACGACUGCGACAGGAAACUAAGGUUCGCUAAAACCCCACGCUGCUGCGUCACGAAUCUCAACAACAGGCUCUGCUUUGACGUUAGCAAUCUGGAAGACAGGUGUGGGUCCUGCACCAACAAAUGCAGGUUCGGCGAAAAAUGCUGCGACGGAGUUUGUGCGAAUUUGCUAACCAACAACAGGCACUGCGGUGGUUGCGACAAACGGUGCUCGAACAACCAGCCUUGCAGGUUUGGUAUGUGCGGCUACGGUUCCCAAGGUCACACGAAGCCACCAAAACACGACUGAGCCACUCCCCACAUCCGAUUAUUCCCGUGACUCCUUGCCCCCUCUCUCUUUCUCUCUCUCGUCAUCGAUCUUUCGUAACCGAACUGCAGGCAUCAUCGAGCAACGUCGAUAGUCCAGAACUAGGCUGUCAUGUGAAGAUCUAGUUCAAGCAAGGCAUCAGAGACUCUGGUCCGGCGACUGAACUUUCGAUUAGAAUUGAGCCGAUGUUCGGUGAGUACUGUGGCAGGUUAGAACCAUCGAUGUGAAUCUCAUUAAGUAGGCUUCUAUCCACUUAUAAUCACUAUGUUAAAUGUGCGAGUCUUGAACCAGCAUUGUAAUGCACAUAGUUUCGCCUCAUGUCCCUAUUGAAUAAAAUUAUUAAUUUUUCUGAUUUCUGCUCC
This is a messenger RNA of Physcomitrium patens, 1312 nucleotides long. RefSeq lists its product as uncharacterized. NCBI's taxonomy places the organism in Eukaryota, Viridiplantae, Streptophyta, Bryopsida, Funariales, Funariaceae. The record is from RefSeq and is a predicted model, not a curated record.